CACAUCUGCCAGGUUGUUUACAGGGAAAAGGUGAGCUGGGAUCAAUGUUUAUCCAUCACACUUUCCAAAAUCAGGCCUUGUCUUCUGAAGUUAGUGAUGAUUCUCUAGUUUAAUGAUGCUGAGUUUGUCAUUCCUUUAAGGUAGAAGGAAUAAUCAUAUCAUACACAUCUAGAAGAAUGUUUCUCUUUCCGUGACCAGAGUCAAGAGAUGAUCCAUAGCGCUGCUGAAGUAAAUGGUCUCAGAAUCUAAGUAGUUCUGCCAUCAUACCUUCCGUGUGUGUUCAGGGUUAAGAGCACCCCACACUCCUGCAGAAGACUCGGGUUCAGUAAAAUCUAGGGCCAGCGUGGCCAGCACCCUUUUCUGGCCUCCAAAGGCACUGCACACAGAUUGUGCACAGGUCUGCAUGCACUAGAAUAUUCAUAUACAUAAAAUAAGUCUCUAAAGGAGACAUAUUAAGAUAUGGGUUUGCUUGGUUAGUCAUAACUUUGAGUUUUGCCAUUUUUUAGGGUAUGUGAGGUUAUUGGUGUCUACGAUGAAGGGAACUUGAGUGUCUUCAACGCAUGGACUUACUUAUUUAUAUUAAAUAACUUGUCAGAAUUCUUUGCCUUGUACUGCCUCUGGCUGUUUUAUGAAAUGCUGAAAGAAGAGCUCAGAGGUCUAAAACCUGUUGGCAAGUUUAUUUGCAUCAAACUGGUAGUCUGGCUCUCAUUCUUGCAAGCAGCAAUUAUAACUGUGUUGCUAAAAGUUGGAAUAAUUUCAGAGACACUUACGAAGGAAUGGCAAAGUCCUGAAGCUACGGCCAUAGGCCUGCAAGAUUUCAUCACCAGUGUUGAGAUGCUUUUUGCGGCAUUUGGAAACCAUUAUUUUUUUUCAUAUAAGCCUUAUAUAAAAGAAGGAGAGGAAGGCUCAUGCUUUGACUCCUUCCUAGCAAUGUUUGAUGUGUCUGAUGUCAAGCAUAAUAUUACCGAGGAAAUGAGAUAUUUCGGGAGAACUAUGCGAGGUUGUCCCAAAAAAGAUGUUGUCCUGAAAACCCAGAGCAUACUGAUCACACAAGUUGGCUUACCUCAUCACCACACAAUGAAGGUUCUCCAGGCUCAAAGACAUCCUUUCCCCAGGGCGAGUAUAGGGGCUUUGGACACGAAUACUCCCCAGAAUGCAGCUGUUGCAUUCCAUCUGGGUGAACAUGUCAGGAUUGACAUCCCAGAAGAGAAGGGCCCUCCUGACGGUUCAGGCAAAUAUCCAGACAUUAAAAAACAGCGUCUUCACAGGACAUGCUCUGGGUCCGCAGAUACACAUCUGCCAGGUUGUUUACAGGGAAAAGGGUAUGUGAGGUUAUUGGUGUCUACGAUGAAGGGAACUUGA
Molecule: messenger RNA, 1362 nt
Organism: Microtus oregoni (creeping vole)
Lineage: Eukaryota; Metazoa; Chordata; Mammalia; Rodentia; Cricetidae
Product: transmembrane protein 184C-like
Exons: 6
Coding region: 634-1362 (242 amino acids)
Biological process (GO): transport
Molecular function (GO): transporter activity
Source: RefSeq, a predicted model, not a curated record